AAGUACAGGCGGGAGGAAAUGACUCGUGGGGCCUCCUCGUUCUGCUGCCCGAGUGCUGCCCUCCCCCUCCUGCUCACACACCGUCCCAGCGCCUGCUGCCAUGAGGGUCCAGGUCUCUGUAUUCUUGUUCCUGGUCCUGGUCCCAGUCCUGGUUCUGACUCAGCAAGCUCCCACAGAUAACUCCCUGAAGGAUGUCGUAGUGACGCCUUUGCUGGCUAAGACAAUCCUUGAGGAUAAGCAGGGGGCAAUCGUCAUCUCGACGCCCGAAGUGGGGCAGGACUCUGGAGUCAUGACCACAUCUGACCCCAACUUGGAUUUGAGAGAUGGAGACCAAGAUGCAGAGUGGGAAAACACAUCUAGCGCAGCCACCACAGGGUCUGGAGGCUCCAGUUCCAGCAGCACAAGCACAACCGCUUCAGGCUCCACGAGGCCUGUUACCCACAGAGAGCCCGGGAGCUCGGCCAGAUCAGGAGCCGGCCAAAGCCAAGAGGAAAUCUUCACUUACGAUUACUACUCCCUGCGCAAGUGGGGCCUGAUAGCCGCAGCCAUCCUCUUCGUCCUGGGCAUCCUCAUCCUCACCUGUGGUAAAUACGGGAAGCUCCCCGGAUGUGGGGGCCGGAAGCGGAGGAGCGCCUAUGAUAUCUCACGGCUCUGAGGCACCCCCUGCUGGGGGAUCCGUUUGGGGACCGGACACUGCUUGGAGGGGCCGGCUCGGAGCCCCACAGUGAUGCUGCAUACCUGGGGGCUGGGGCAGAACCAGCAGCACAGACCUGAGGGCUGCCAAGUGCCCCCUGCUUCCUCCUCUGUGAUCCGCCUGUCAGCAGCACCCCAGCUCUGAUCACCCCGGCCUGGCCCCUCUAGCCCCCGGCCGACUCCCCAGCCUGUCCCCCGGGCCUGGAUCCUCCAUCCCUCUCCUUUCCCCCUCUCAUCCUUGUCCCCCCAUCCCUGUCCCCUCCCCCUCCCAUCCUUGUCCCCCCAUCCCUGUCCCCUCCCCCUUCCUGGCCUGGAUUCCCCAUCCUUGUCCCCUCUUCAGGCCUUAUCCCCCCCAAAUCCGAGUCCCCAGCCUGCGCCUGGCCUGUCUUCCCCAUCCCUGUCCACCCUCCCCAUCUCUGAGCGCCGGUCGCCCCUGUGUUGUAUUUUGAUGAUAUUAAACGACCCCCCCUGGGGAAGCAAA
Terrapene triunguis (Three-toed box turtle) is the source of this 1174-nucleotide messenger RNA. RefSeq names its product FXYD domain containing ion transport regulator 5 (gene FXYD5). Gene Ontology annotation, cellular component: membrane. Gene Ontology annotation, molecular function: sodium channel regulator activity. Lineage: Eukaryota; Metazoa; Chordata; Testudines; Emydidae. The record is from RefSeq and is a predicted model, not a curated record. Bases 101 to 655 code for a protein of 184 amino acids. Gene Ontology annotation, biological process: regulation of sodium ion transmembrane transporter activity. The transcript has 11 exons.